UGAAAAUUAUGUUUGCAGGGAAAAUUGUUGUAGACAAGCUAGUUGAAGAUUAGAGAGCCCACCUGUAAAAUUAUCUUCAAAGAAUUACUUAAUUGAUGUAGUUGCGCUAUGUUGAAACAGAGUGCUCCUAAUUUUGUUUUUCAAAAUCCCGUUGGCUUUUAUGUUUUUCUUUAAAUUUCAUGAUAAUAGAGGUGGACUCUCUUUACAACGAAAUUCAAGAGACCAGAAGAAAAAAAAUAGUUCUAGAGAGAAUUUUGUUGCAGAGAACCAUGUUAAAAUGGAGAGAGAAUUUUAUGGGACCAUAUAAAAAAUUAUUUUCACAGUGAAAAUUGUUGUAGAAAAGAAAGUUGAAGACAAGAGAGUCCACUUGAAAAAUUAUCUUCAAAGAAGUACUUUAUAUUAAUGUAAUUGCGCUUUGCUGAAAAGGAGUGCUCCUAAUUUUAUUUAUUUAUUUUUUUCAAAAUCCCGUUGGCUUUAUGUUUUUCUUCACUGUGAUUCAUUAUAAUACUGGUGGACUCUAUACAGUCCAUAAUUUAAUCCAGGUGUUUUAAUUACAAGAUUAUUGCAGAUGAGAGAGUUCACCUGUGUAAUUAUCUUCAAAGAAGUACUGUAUUGAUGCAGUUACGCUUUACUGUUGAAAUGAAGUGCGCCUAAUUUUUCGAAAUCCCAAAGUUGUGAUUUUUGAGACUGCAAUUUUUCAGAAACAAUGGAAUUACUUUUUACGAUACUUGUACUGUAUUGGUUAUCACUUUUGGAACUGACCUGCAAUUUGUUCCCCUCUAGUUUCAAAAUUCACACCAGUAAAAUUGCUCAAAUUUGUUAAUUAAAUUUUAGGGUACAGUAAUUCGAAACUUUUUCGCUCAUCAAGUGAAAUUUCAAGACAUCCCUACUUUAAUCCGAAAUUGUCGAGAUUACAAAUUUACCGUUUGAAUAUUGUAAAAUGCGAGGCAAUAAUGUUGCCAGAAAUAUAAAAAAAAAUUUCAAAACAUUUUGUCAUAUGUACGUCGUGGAAACUUUAAAUACGUCCAUUUGGAUUCUUGACUUCGCUGUUAUUUUUAUUCAUCAUUCUUUCGAUUUAUGUGUAUUUAAAGAGUCAUGGUUUUCUAUAAUAUUUCCGGAAAAUGGGAUUCCGAUAAAAGGUGGGGAUAUAAAAUAAAGGAAUUUCUACUGAUUCAUUUUUUUCAGGAUUAACCUUCUUAAGCGUUGCAAAAAAGCUUUGUACAAAUACACAUUUUGCGUGAAGGAAAAUCAUGAGGAAUCUUUCGAACCUCGUCCGCCUUUUGGCGAUUUUCGUCUGCCUGGUGUGCUAUAAAAUCGGAACAAGCGGAGCAACGGAAGCGGAAGUUUUGACACCCAUCACAUCCGGAAUUCUCACUCGUCGGUAUCCGAGAUUCCUCGAAGUCACUGGACCAGAGCCGGAACCCAAGUAUUUCAAAGUUGUCAGAACAUUGGCAUUCCCUCAGGAUCCCUUUUUUCCUCGUCUCGUGCCAACUGUGUUUGAAACUCGAGUGCCAAUAGUUCGACCUGUUGUCGAAUUGCCGCAACCUGCUGCGUCGGAAGUGAAUUUGAGAUUCGCGCCUGGACCCGCUGUUCCUCUUCCGUACCGAUUUUCAAGAUCGUGAAAUCAGUUACAAGUUUUCUAUACUGUACUAAAUUGAUUGCCGUUGUAACGAAAGUUCCCCUGGAAAGCCAUCUGCUGCCAAGAAAUGUGUCGAGUCGAGAUGAACAAUGAGUACAAUUCUUAGGUGGGCAUAAUGUUUUUCUGUGUAUGCAUUUACUAUUUUUUUUUCUGAAAAUCGAGCGUCAAUGACAAAUUGUCAUUAUUCAGGCUGCUGAUUCAAGACUUCCAUGAAGCAGUAUAUUGUGAAAUGUAUUGUUCCAUAACGAAAUUUGAAAAACUUCGAGGAAUGACGGCAAGAUGUUUUUAUCCUCGCUCACAUUUUUAAAAAGCAAAUUUGUACUCGGUUGAUACCGGCAAGGAUAGUUUGAGCUCGAGUUCUGGCUGAUUUUAAUUUUUUUACACCUUCAGCGGAAGUUCAUUCAUUGGAAUAUGGUUGUUCUUCGCCAAAAAAAUAUUGAAUUCCUCGAUUAUUAGAAUAAGCUUCUGCGAAACUCGUCACAAUUAUAAUGGCUGGAUGGAUAUGUGUUUCAGGUCACGCGAAUAAAAUCUUUAUCUAUAUUCUGUUUCGAGGCAAUGGCAUUGUAUUUCUAUAUGAUCUCUAUUCAAUUAUAACCGUCCGAGGAUAUCACAGACAUUUUCUGUAACUAUGCUGGUAUACAGUAAUUAACGACAGCAUUGGUUUUAGAUGAAUGAGCCGAGUCAUUUCCCCCGAUGAUUAUUUUCUAUCGAGGGAUGGAUAUACGUGGAU
Notodromas monacha is the source of this 2369-nucleotide messenger RNA. The record is from the annotation of a GenBank genome assembly. Lineage: Eukaryota; Metazoa; Arthropoda; Ostracoda; Podocopida; Cyprididae.